This is a messenger RNA of Ascoidea rubescens DSM 1968, 2274 nucleotides long. Its product is annotated as putative phosphotransferase. The record is from RefSeq and is a predicted model, not a curated record. NCBI's taxonomy places the organism in Eukaryota, Fungi, Ascomycota, Saccharomycetes, Ascoideales, Ascoideaceae. Gene Ontology annotation, biological process: carbohydrate metabolic process. The transcript has 2 exons. Gene Ontology annotation, molecular function: kinase activity; phosphotransferase activity, alcohol group as acceptor. Bases 103 to 2274 code for a protein of 723 amino acids.
UUAUAUUUUUCAUUAUAUUCUUCAUUAUAUUUAUUAUAUUCUUCAUUAUAUUUUUCAUUAUAUUCUUCAUUAUACUCUUCCUCUUAAUUUUUCACGCUUCCUAUGAGUCGUUUUAACUCCUACAACAGUCUUCAAAGACUAAACUCUCUCAACUUUAACCAACAAAAUAGAUUCUAUAUUGGUGUCGAUGUUGGAACUGGUAGUGCAAGAGCUUGUAUUAUCGAUUCAACUGGUGCCAUCCUAAGUAUCUGCGAAAAACCAAUUAUAAGAGAAGAAUUAAAACCAAACUACAUAACUCAAUCUUCCAGCGAAAUCUGGUCUGCUGUUUGUUAUUGUGUUAAUUCAAUUACAAGAGACUCUCAAAUUGAUCCAAAUUCAAUCUUGGGUAUUGGUUUCGACGCUACUUGCUCAUUAACUGUUUUAAACUUGGAAAAUGACUCUCCAGUAGCUGUUGGUCCUAAUUUCAGCAAUAACAAUCAAAAUAUCAUCCUUUGGAUGGAUCACAGAGCUGAAUUGGAGACAAAUGAAAUCAACUCAACUGACUUCACAGGUUUGAAAUAUGUUGGUGGUAAAAUGUCAAUUGAAAUGGAAAUCCCAAAGAUCAAAUGGUUAAAAAACAAUUUCCCCAAUAAUUCAACCUUCAAAAAUUGCAAUUUUAUGGAUUUGCCUGAUUUUCUCGUCUAUAAAGCAACUGGCAUUAAUUCAAGAUCUUACUGCUCAACAGUCUGCAAACAGGGCCUAUUACCAAAGGGUGUUGAUAAUUCUGUUGAUGGUUGGAAUAAAGAGUUUUUGUUAAAAAUCAAUUUAUCUGAAUUAGUUGAAAACGAUUUUAAAUGUCUUGGUGGUUCAACCAAUAAAACUGGCAUCUUCUAUAGCGCUGGCGAAACUGUUGGCCCAUUAUCUGAAAAGGCUGCUGAAGAAUUGGGGCUAACUACAAAUUGUCUAGUAGCUUCUGGUGUCAUCGAUUGUUACAGUGGUUGGAUUGGUACAAUUGCUGCAAAGACUGAUUUGGUUAUUCCAACUUUGGAGAAACAAAACCACGAUCCAAGCUUGAAUAAUUCAAUGGAUAAAGCCAUUGGCAGAUUGGCUGCUGUUGCUGGUACAAGUACUUGCCAUGUUGUUAUGUCAAAGGACUCGAUUUUCGUUCCUGGUGUUUGGGGUCCUUAUAGAGACAUUAUGGCUCCCAAUUACUGGCUAGCUGAAGGUGGUCAAUCUUGUACUGGUGCUCUAUUGGCCCAUAUUUUAAACACUCAUCCUGCUUAUGGAGAACUAUCAAAAUUAGCUGACGCUUCAGGUAUCUCGAAAUUUGACUAUUUGAAUUCGGUUCUAGAAAGAUUAAAAUUGGAAAGAAACGAAAGAUCAGUGGUCUCAUUAGCAAAACAUUUGUUUUUGUAUGGUGAUUACCAUGGUAAUAGAUCUCCAAUUGCUGAUCCAAACAUGAGAGCUGCCAUUAUCGGUCAAUCAAUGGACUCAAGUAUUGAGGAUUUGUCCAUCACUUACUUUGCUGCUUGCGAGUUCAUCGCUCAACAAACAAGACAGAUUGUUGAAGCCAUGACUAAAGCUGGCCAUCAAAUUUCAUCGAUUUUUAUGUCUGGUGGUCAAUGUCGUAACGGUCUAUUAAUGAGACUAUUAGCUGACUGUGUUGGAUUGCCAAUUGUUAUUCCAAGAUAUAUCGAUGCAGCGGUUGUUUUCGGUUCAGCUAUCCUUGGAGCUGUUGCAGCUGAAGAUCAUACUGGUUUGAAAAAAGUGCCAUCAAGAAAACCAAGGGUCUCUACUCUGUCUGAUAGACCCGGAGCUGUGUCUCCAUAUACUGCCCCAUCUGCUACUGCAAGUGUCACUAAUAUCUCUGCAAUGGCUCCAUUAACAUUCAUUGGACAAGAAGGUGGUUUCCCAUUUCCAAUUAUGACUCCUAUGGCAGAAAAAAAUGAAUUUGACUUUUCCACAGAGGGCAAUUCUUCCACAGAUACCAAUACCAAUACCAAUACCAAUACCAAUACCAAUACCAAUGCUUAUAACAAUGAACAUGCCUCCUCAUUAAAAUUCAACAGACCAUCCAAAUUGAAUCUAAGUUCUGCCCCAUUGAACUCUGCUGAUAAAUUGUGGACUGUGAUGGAAAGGUUGUCAGGAGUGGGCAGAGUUGUCUUACCAGGCUCAGUAGAUGAUCCAGACAGAAAGUUGUUAAAUGUGAAAUACAAGGUCUUUUUGGAUUUGGCCAACAAGCAAAGAGAAUACAGAAAAAUGGUCGACGAAGUCGAGAGCCAAAACAAACUAUGA